This is a messenger RNA of Plasmodium gallinaceum, 4596 nucleotides long. RefSeq names its product spindle assembly abnormal protein 4, putative (gene SAS4). Bases 1 to 4596 code for a protein of 1531 amino acids. The transcript has 4 exons. Lineage: Eukaryota; Apicomplexa; Aconoidasida; Haemosporida; Plasmodiidae. The record is from RefSeq and is a predicted model, not a curated record.
AUGAAAAGAAAUAAUGAAGAAUUUGAUGAUUAUUAUGAUGCUUAUGAGGAAAACUGGACUAAUGAUACAUUUGGAGAAUUAGAAUAUACACAAAGUUUAGAAAAAAAUAUAAGAAAAAAAUUAAAUAAAGAAGAAUCGAAACAAAAUAGUUUUUUUACUGAAAGUGAUAAAAUAAAAAUAAAUAAUAAUAAAGUACAAUUAAAUAGAAUUGAUACAAGAUCAGAUGGAGAAGAUAAGGAAGAAAAUAGUAAUAAUUUAAGAUUUAAUAAUGGUGAUGAUGAAAAUAAAAAUGAUGAUAUAUAUCAAGAAAAGAUAAAGAAAGUUGUAAAUAAAUUAAAUGAUGAAGAUGAUAGAAAAUUUUCAAACGAUGAACUUAGUAAUCAACUAGAUGAAAAUAAAAAAGAUGACCAAGAAUCUUGCUUAUUUAAAGAUAUAUAUGAGGAAUUAGAAAAUUCUAGAAAUCAUCAAAGAGGAAAUCCCUUGUAUGAAGAUAAUUUUACCAAAAGAAAUAAUGAUACUUUUUUUCAAAAUUUAGAAUACAACAGCAGUAAUACUGAAACAGAUAACGAUGAAGUUCAUUCAAAUUCCCCAUUUAAUAUUAAUGAUUCUGCUAUGCACUUAUGGGAUAAUAUAAACGAUAAUAAUAGUAAUGAUAAUAUUAAUAAUUAUGAUAGUGAUAAUAAUAUUAAUGAUUUUAAUAAUAAUAAUAAAAAUAAUAAUAAUAAUAAUAAUAACGAUAUUAGUGAAAAUAAUAAUAACAAUAUAAGUGAAAAUAAUAAUAACAAUAUUAGUGAAAAUAAUAAUAACAAUAUUAGUGAAAAUAAUAAUAACAUUAGUGAAAAUAAUAGUAACAACAUUAGUGAUAAUAAUAGUAACAACAUUAGUGAAAAUAAUAAUAACAAUAUUAUUGAAAAUAAUAAUAACAAUAUUAGUGAAAAUAAUAAUAACAAUAUUAGUGAAAAUAAUAAUAACAAUAUUAGUGAAAAUAAUAAUAACGAUAUUAAUGAAAAUAAUAAUAACUACAUUAGUGAAAAUAAUAAUAACAAUAUUAGUGAAAAUAAUUAUAAUAAUGAUAUUACUAAAAAUAGUAAUAAUAUUACUGAUAUUAUUAAUAUUAGUAUUAAUAAUAAUAAUAAAGAAAAAGAGUGUGACUUAAAAUUAAAAAACUCUUUUUCAAAUUAUAUAUAUAAUCAUUUAGAUACAAAUGAAUAUGAAAAAGACUAUAAUGAUAUUGAUAAUUUUAAAGGGAAUAACUCUGAAAAGAAAAAAGUGAAUACAUACGAUGGAAAUUUAUUAACAUUCUUAAGAGAUAGUAUGAAAGGUGCUAAUAAUUUACUUAGUAAUAAAAUGAAUUUAAAAGAUAAAAGAAAUUUUUUACAAAAAGAUGAAGGCAUAUUUAAUAAUGAAAAUAAUGAUAAAUAUUCAGAUUAUAACAAUAAUGCUAAAAAUUGUGAUAAUAGCUCGAAUAACAAGGAUUGUUCUUUUAUUAAUGUUCCUAAUGAUAUAUUUAAAGAGGGUAUAUCUGUUAAUAAUAGUAUAAAUAAUGAUGAUUAUAUUAUUCAUAAUAGUUACAGUAGUUUAAAUGAUAAUAGUAAUCCUAUUAAAAAUAAUGAUAUAAGUUUAAGUAAUAAUGAUAGUACGGUUGAUAAUAGCAAUAGUAGUAAAAAGAAUAACGAUUAUGAUAGUAACAGUGUAAAAAUUAUAAAUAGUAACUAUUAUGACGAUAAAGUUAGUUAUGAUUGUAAUACUAACAAAGAUGAUUAUGAUAAUUUUCAUAGCAGUAAUGAUGAUAAUCUCAGUCUGUAUGAAAAAGAUUUAAAUAAUAGCAAUGAUAAAGCAAAUAGUUGUGAAGAUAACAGGAAAGAUGUCAAUGAUACAACUAAUGAGAAUGAUAAAAAAUUAAACGAAGAUAGUAUAUCUCUUGUACAAACAAACAUAAAUUUUAAAACGAAAAAGAAUCAUUUAAAGACAGAUUUUCGUAGUGAAAAUGAUAAAAUUUUUAAUAGUAACGAAAGUCUAAUAAAAAUUAACAAAAAUAAAAAUACUACUAGUAAUAAAACAAUUAAAAAUUCUUUAUUUUUGAAAAAAAAUAAGAAUUUUUUCCCUGAAAAUAAAGAUAACUUUUUAAAAAAUAACACAAAAAACUAUUUAAAUUCAUUUAAAAAUGAAAAAAAAAAUGAACAUAAAAAUUCUACGAAAAAUAAUAAUGAUGAAGCUGAUAUAAUAUACGUUGACUUAAAUGAUGAAGAGCAAUGGGAAGAAAUUGAUAAUGAAAAUAUGAGGAAAGAAAAAUUAAAAAAAAAAAAAAUAAUGACAGUUUUAAAAGAAAAUGUUGAAACAUCAAAGGCAAAUAAUGAAAAAGAUAGCAUUGAUAAAAUGUCAUUAAGAAAAAAAGAUAAUAUGCAUAAUAAAGAUAAAAAAAAGACUAAAAAAACGAAUGAAUACAAUAAACAUGACGAAUUAAAAGAAUUAGGUGAAGAAUUGAAUAAGCAAAUAAAUAAGUUAGAAAAAGAACAAAAUAAAGUAAAAAAAUUAGAAUAUGAAUUAAUAGCAAAAAGCGCUGAAAUAGAAUUAGAAAGAGAAGAAAUGAAAAACAAAAUGGAAGAAGAAAAAAAAAAAAUGAUUAAAACAAUUGAGGAAGAAAAAAAAAAGUGGAGUAAAGAAAAAAAAAGAAUAGAAAAUGAAGUAGAAAAACAAAGAAAUAUUGUAUUAAAUAGAAGGAAAUUAACAAAUGAAAUAGCAAUGUUUAAAAAUAAAAUUAAAGAAUUAGAAGAUAAUAUAGAAAAGGAAAGAAAACAACAUAAAACAAUUGUAGAUAAACUAAAAAAGGGAAUUGAAAGCUUAACAAAAGAAAAUGAGAAGCUUAAAACAGAUUUAAAAAUAUCAGAAGAAUACAGGAAAAAGUUAGAAAGUUAUCAAGAAAAAACAAUUAUGAAACUAGCAAAAAAUGCUAACGAAAAAAAAAAAAAAGAAUUGUAUGAUUAUACAGAGGAAGAAUCAAAUUAUAAUUUAAUGAGUAAUGAUCAAAUAGAAAACAAAGAUGAUGUGGGAGAAUAUGCGUUAAAGAAGAAAACAAAAAAAGAUAGAAAAAAUGAAAUAAAAAAUAAGUUUGCAUAUAUACAUGAUAUGAAAGAAUACAGAGAAUCGGAUAUAUCUGAAAAUUCCAAUGAAAUAAAAGAAAUAAUAAAUGAUAAAAAUAAAAAAAUUCAUAAUGAAUUAGACAUAAUAUAUUAUAGUUCCAAUAGUGAUAAUGAAAAUUUCAAAAAAUUUUCACGAAAAGAUGAUACAUGUAUAAAUGUAUCGAGUAAUAGUUUAAAAAAAAAAAAAAAAAUUACACUUAGUAAUUUAUUUGUUCAUAAAGAAGAUAUGAAAAAUUCAGAUUCUCUUAAAACAAGUGAAGAAUAUAUAAAUAAAAAUUUGAAAAAAGUAAAAUCAAUAAUAGAAAAAAAUAAAAAAAUAUUAAAUAAUGAUAAAUUAGAUAUGGAAGAAGAAAAAAGUAGUAUUACUACUGAUCAAAAAAAUUACAAAGAAUUUUUUUAUGAAAAUAACAAUGAAACAAAUAACUUUAUAAACAAAAAUAUUAUUUAUGAAGACAUAAAUAUGAAUGAUGAAAAUCUUAAAAAUUCUUCUUUUUCAAAUAAUUAUUUAUAUUCUAAAAAUGAAAAAAUGAAAGUAACAAAAAAUUAUGACAUAAUGUUUGAAAAUUUAAAUGAAAAAAUAUCAGUAAAUAAUUUAAUUAUAAAUAACAAUAUACCAACUACACAAAGCGUUAAUGAUAAUCAUAAAAAUUCUUUAACAAAUGUGAAUGAAAAUUUAGUUGAUAACUUAUUAACUCAUAAAACAAAUGAAGAUAUUAGCAAUUAUACAAGUACCUCAAAGAUGAAAGAAAAAAAAAAUUAUGAAUAUUCAAAAGAAAAUUCAAAAUAUUUACAGAAAAAUAUAUCGAAUGUUACUAUGAAUUAUUUAAAUAAUAAUUUGACCAAUAAUAAACAUGUAAACAAUUAUCCUGUUAAUAGAAGUUCAUAUGAUGAUUGUAAUAAUAAAAUUAACAUAAAUAAUAAUUUGAUACAAAGUAAUUAUAUGAAAAAUGGAUCAACAAAUAAUUAUUAUAAUUUAAAUCCUUUUGGUAAAAGUUGGGAGUUUAUACUAAAUUUUAAUUUUGAUGAAUUAUUUAAUAUUUGUGAAGAAGUUAUUAAAUCAGUUUUUUCAUCAUCAAAAAAAAUAAAAUAUAGACAAGCAUUUAUUGAUGGAAAGGUUGAAACAUUAUUUGAUGAUGGUUUAAAAAUAAUUGAAAAAAAUAAAAACAAAAAAAUUAUCCAUCCAAGUAAUUUAACUAUUUAUCUUUAUCCAAGUAAAGAUUAUAAGGCAAAGUUAUCAAAUUCCUAUAUGUUAUACAAUUUUGUUAGUAAAGGUAUAUAUCAAGUAAACAUACCAAAUAAAUGCCAUUUAAAUAAGUUUCCAAGUGGACAAAUAGAUUGCAAAUACAACGAUGGUCAUAUACAAAUAUUAUUUUAUGAUGGAAGAAGGAAGGAAAUUUUGCCAAAUAGAGAGGAAUAUGCUAUAUUACGUAAUGGUACUAUAAAAAAAUUAAAUUAA